CACACACAGCAGCGCAGUGGGCCCAUCUCUCACUUGCGCUCGCGACGUGUCUUUACUUGAAACCUUGGGGUGCAGUGUCAUUGCUCACUGCUGUGCCGAAGCAUCAGGCCAAGCCCAGCAAUUGAAUCUACGACAAGACAUUUGAAUCGAGUCCUCCGCAGCUAAUAACUGUCCUACAGCAGUAGAGGGGGGUGCCACCUGUUCAAGAAGGACUGCUGCUGCGAUGACGAUGCGAUCACCACCUUGCUCGCCGGCCCUGCUGCGAUUUGUCGCAUUGGUCCUGGCAACGCUCACCGUUGUCCCCGGCAGUAUUGCCUUCGUUGUAACCUCCUCCGGGAGGCCGAGCUUGAAAACGCAACCGCGAUGCGGCGGCAGCAGCGUCAUGUUUUCGAGAGCGAGGCGACCAUCGAGGAAUGCCAACCGCCGCCCUGUCGGUGGUAGUAGCGUUGGCGGGAGCGUGAGGGGAGGGGCAACCGCGACCAGGUUGAUAAUGGGGGCUGGCAUUACAUCGGAGGACGGUGACGGAGAAGAAUCCUCAGACUACUCGGCAUGGCCAGCGAUCAACCGCAAGGCGAUCGGGGCGUUGGCCAGCGUCGGGGCCCUCGAGUCGGCGUACCUCACGUACCAGAAGAUCCACCCGGCAGGGCUGGACCUCCUGUGCGGGGCCAGCGGAGGCUGUCUGGACGUCCUCAACGGGCCGUACUCGAACGUGUUGGGCGUCCCGUUAUCAGCGUUCGGCACGUUGGGGUACCUGGCGGCGGCAGGGUUGGCCGUCGUUCCGCUGUUCGCCAAGGAGGAGUCCGCUUCAGUCGACAAGACCACGCGCUCGUUGUUGCUGGUUGUAACCACUGCCAUGGGCGUGUUCUCGCUGUACCUGUUGAGCUUGCUCAAGUUCAAGAUCGGCUACCCAUGCCCCUGGUGUCUUACGUCGGCUGGGCUGUCGCUCUCGAUGUGCGUCGUGGCGUGGAUGAAGAGGGCCGUACCUGAGAAGACGAAGGCAGCGGUCGUGGGGGCCUGCACGACGCUCAUCACCGCCUUCGCGUGCUUGACUGUCUUCGUGGUCACCGAGACUGCUCUCGACAUCCGACAGGCGGAGGCAUCCCCCGGCGAGCUUGUCGGGGUCCAGCUCGUGGCACCGCCGUUGAUCGACACGGAGUCAUCGCCUCAGGCGCUUCGGAUUGGGAAGAAGCUCAAGUCCUUGGACGCUAAGAUGUACGGGGCGUACUGGUGCACCCAUUGUUUUAACCAAAAGGAGAUGCUGGGCAAGCAGGUCAUGUCGAAGGUCAAGUACAUCGAGUGUUCCAACCGUGGGGUGGACAACCAGGUUGACAUGUGCAAGGCCGCUGACAUCCCGGGUUUCCCCACGUGGGACAUUGACGGGAAGCUGUACCCGGGCGAGCAGACCUUGGAAGAGCUAGAGGAGAUCGUAGGUCUCGCGCCCUAUACAGGAUGAAGAUGUUGCCGUAUUUUGAGAACAUGUAUCCCGUCUCUUAGGAGUUAGCCUAUGGUCCAGGCAGCCAUCACUCUCACAGAUGGGGGUUGAUUCCAUAGGCGGCGGAACUACCGUCGCAGAGUGGUCGCACAAAAAGUAGUAUGGAGAUCGCAUUGAGAAUCAGGCUGGCUUGGCCUCAACCGCGUGGAAUAUUGACUUCUUUGUGUGUGAUCGGUGUGAAGCACAUGCCAGCCUUGACCUGUGACUUUUCAGCACCCAUCCCUCUCCUGAGGCGGUGAUUUGGUGUUGUAUCUGAUACGUUGAUUUUCGGCGAUAAUGCCCCGUUUCGUCUCGGCGCAGGACUACCCCUUAGUGUACGCAAAGAAAGUACAUUUACCAGGAAACAGAUCAGGCACGCACGGGGAACGCCCGCCCCAACCAAACUUCG
This is a messenger RNA of Ectocarpus siliculosus, 1880 nucleotides long. NCBI's taxonomy places the organism in Eukaryota, Phaeophyceae, Ectocarpales, Ectocarpaceae. The record is from the annotation of a GenBank genome assembly.